Molecule: messenger RNA, 570 nt
Organism: Fusarium poae
Lineage: Eukaryota; Fungi; Ascomycota; Sordariomycetes; Hypocreales; Nectriaceae
Exons: 2
Coding region: 1-570 (189 amino acids)
Source: RefSeq, a predicted model, not a curated record
AUGAAACAGUAUGAAACAACACGCGUGGCUAUCCAGCACUGGUUACCCGGACGGGGUACCGAGAUAGCCACCGUUCGGUAUGUCAAUACAACACCAGCUAUUCGAAAUGUCUUCUUUCGUGGGGGCCAGAUGAUUAUCAUUAUCAGCUACAACAAGGCGAGGGCAUCGAAUAAUUACGCCUUCUAUAUCGUCCGGUAUCUUCCCAAGCAACUUAGCCAGAGCCUCUUGAGAUAUCUCGCUAUUAUUCGCCCCGUAAUGGGUUUUAUCGCAAAACAGCUGAAGUUACCCCAUUGGUCCGACAGCGAGUUCUUCUUCCCCGAUCCACGCGGAAAGAGCAGACAUCUUACCUCCACACAAGCUUCCAGCAUUCUUAGGUCGUUAACCCAGGAUCUCGCUACGCCCUGGACUCUAUCGUCAUAUAGACAGGCUGCACUUGCAAUUGCCAAGCGAUACAUCAGCAAGCUCGUUGAGAAUGCAAAUUUCUAUUCUCCUACGGAAGCAACCAAUCCGCUGCGGAUGUUUGCAGCCGGGGCCGGUCACCAUCCGCGAAUGUUACUUACAUCCUCUUAG